This is a messenger RNA of Aedes aegypti (yellow fever mosquito), 8145 nucleotides long. It is a transcript of the gene Usp10, whose product is annotated as nuclear receptor coactivator 6. Gene Ontology annotation, biological process: DNA damage response, signal transduction by p53 class mediator; regulation of autophagy; protein deubiquitination. The transcript is spliced from 9 exons. Gene Ontology annotation, cellular component: nucleus; cytosol. Gene Ontology annotation, molecular function: cysteine-type deubiquitinase activity; cysteine-type endopeptidase activity. NCBI's taxonomy places the organism in Eukaryota, Metazoa, Arthropoda, Insecta, Diptera, Culicidae. The record is from RefSeq and is a predicted model, not a curated record. Bases 1264 to 6477 code for a protein of 1737 amino acids.
UCUAACCAUAUCCGGUCCGGUUUUGACGUUCGCGUACGACGAAAAAUCGUCGUCGGCUCGAUUCUGAUCGAAAAUUUUGUGGAUUUUCCCCGAAAAAGUUCUGCUUUUGGGAAGAAAAUUGCCAAACACGGUUGGCGGUGGAUCCGUUAGAUCCAGAUACAAUUGAAAUAAACUCAUUGGAGCGGUGUGAAUUAGCGAAGAUUGAAUAGUGUUGAAAGAGGGGCCUCAGAAGAAGCCCUCGGGAAGAUUACCUUUGAAAUUUGAAGCGAAAAGUUUUGCUUCCUGCCUGUGUGGUAUAAGAAAGAAGAGUUCGGAAGAAGCGAAAAAAGUGCCAGCUAUUAUUAGUGCCCGAAGCGCGAAGGAGUGAUAGAGAGGGCUAUAUAGAGGAGUGCGUGUGUGCAUUUUUCUAUCAGGGUAGUGCCGCAGAGGGAAGUUUUCCGGCAAUCGUCAGCAGUAUAUCGAGAGGCUCUUUUCCUGCCUAUAUUUCGUCGUCGCAGUUUUGCCUCUCCAAGGCCGUGUCAGUGGAAAACAGAGGAAGAAUAUAGAAAAAAGGAAAAUUGUGGAUGGUUUCAUCUUUUCCCUGCGUUUCUGACGUGUACCAAAGAAAGUUCUUUUUCCUUCGAUCAAGGGGAGCCUCUGGCAGAGCUCUCCACAUAACAAUCCGAGAAACGGACGGAAACUAGGCAGAAAGUUGCCAUACUUUGGCAGAGAAAAAUCGACAGAUCAUAGACGAGAAAGGGAUUUUAUAAGCAGAUCUACCUGGCCGAAUGAAUCGUCCCGAGAGCAGGCAGAAGUGUUGGCCAGAGUGGCACUAAUUAUGUCGCAGACGGACUGAACAUACUGAAGAUUUUUCUUUUUAGUUACUCUUAUUUUUUUUUUUCGUUCCGAUUACGGCAGUCUGAGAAGAGUGUGUCACCCGUGUGGAAGUACACACACAUACGCACGUAUUUAAGUAACUUCACUUAAGGGCACUACCGUGAGAAAGUGGCCUCCGUCGAAACGUCUACGGAACCCAAAGGCAGCCAGGACCAUGUUGCCCGUUUUGUGUCCAGCGUGUCAUGGAUAAUUCUAAGUCGUAAGAAGCCGCAAGAGUGCUACGAAUUCCUCGAUCUUAGUGACGUUGAUGAUUGUGUGAAAAGCGCGCUGGCUUCAACUCUGUACACACCGGCUUCGGCUGGUGCCGGUGGAGCUGGAGGCUAUAAGGGUACUGUUGGCCGCAAGCAGCACCGCACCAAACGAAGACAGUCGAACGCUUCUUCUGUGAUGUCGUCAUCCGAUGGAUCCGGCGUGUACGAAUUUGUCCCAUACGAGUCCCGGAGAUAUCCUUCCUCCCAGCAUCACCAUCAUCAUCCCCAAACGGUGGCCACAUUCCCAAAUCCGGUGGCACCUGAAUACCAUUAUCAACCCCGUCAUCACUCCACAUAUUCCCAACAGUUCCCGUAUAGUUCCUCAAAUGCCUCUAGCGUCGAUGGUUCCGGAGGUUUCGGUCGUCAUCCGGCGGCAUCGAAACGAACGGCUAACAUCCGCACUCAAGACCAUCAAGCCAAUCCGGGUAGAAACUCACACCACUACAAUUACCAUCACUACCAACAACAACAGCAGCAUCAGCAGCAGCAUUCUUGGUCACCGGUAGCUGUCGCAGCUAGCACUAUUGCUGCUACCACUGGUAUUAUUGCCACCACUACCACUAGUACUUCCUCCUACACACUGCCAAACAGUUCUGUGAACACAAAUCUGGAAGCAACAUACACCGAGUACGGAGAAAGCGAGCAACGACUGAGUUGCUCGGCUCACAGCAGCAGUACCAACAGUAGCAGUAGUUAUCGUGUAGUCAGCGGGAGAAAUUACUCCAGCCGAACAGGCGAAAGAGUAGCUGCUUCGACGCCGGACGGCACGACAACAGCGAUCUCCGAGGCGUCUACGACGACGACUAUGCCGCCACACACAAACAAUCCCCACUAUCCGUCGCAACAACAACAGCAGACACAGCAAGGUCAACCACCUCAAACACAGCAAGGGAACCCUCCACCAAAUAGUCAUAAUGUAGCGGUGAACGUUAGUCGGGGCUCUAGCGAUCAACAGAGUGUUGUUGCUUCCGCUCCUCAACAGAUGUAUCCAUCACAGCAUUACAUGACCGGGGGUCCUCCCGGUAAUGCGAUGUAUCCGAUGCCAGUCAUUCCCCAGCCAAUUCCUGGAAAUGUUUACGUUAGCAACCUUACAGCUAACGUGAACGUACAUGGCUUUGUGCCGCAUGGUAUGCCCCAAUAUGUGACAACAGGUGCAUCUCCAGCGCCUACGGGAGCUUACAUUACUGGUGAAGUUCCUUCUGGACAUGAAAUGCAAAUAAUGACUCCUCGGGGAGAAGCCCGUGGUGGAAUGCGACGCAAUGGUAGAAGUGGUAGAAUUGGACACAAUACUAGACCACGAGGAGGAUUUGUUCCACAUUACAUCGCACAACAGCAAACUGUGAUGCAAUCUAGCCAACCAGCUGGUAUUCAUCAUCAGCAACAACCAGGACAAGUUCAAGGUCAGUUACCUCAACAAGGAGUGCAGCAAUCGCAACAGCAACAAUCACAAAGUCAAAGUCAAAAUCAAUCCCAAAGCCAACCAUCACAACCACCUCAACAGCACACUCCGGACAUGGUGCAACAUUCGAUGUCCAUGGAGCAUCAACCAAUCAUGAGUCCAGCGCAACCAGUUACUUAUGGAGGUUAUGGAGGUUACUAUUUUUAUCCUCCAUUCUACCCCUCGGUAACACCAGGACAUCAUCCUUCGGCGCAACAUGCAGCAGGAGCGCCAAUACUCCAAGUCCCUAUGUAUCAGACCAUGUACAGCUAUUCGCCGAGUGUUGUGUACCAACCAAUGUAUCCAUCCGAGUAUCCUCUAUACGAUGGUAAAGGGGAGGAUCAUAAUCCACAACAACCACCAGAAGAUGGUGUUAUGCAUCAGGAUAUGUGGCAACAACCGACCAUGAUAGAAUACAAUCCGGAGAACGUAGAAUAUAUCCCACCAGAGGAGGAUAUGAACAUGAUGCAACAGGGGCCUCCUACCAUGCAGCCAAUAACUCAUGUGCUUGAUCCAAAUGUUCCUAACUUUACGAUGGGACCUGCAACACCAAUUCAAACUGACGAUUAUGGUCAAAUCACUCCGGCGCCUUCGGAUGACUAUAAUGCAAUUAACAACAAUGCAGUCAUGUCUCCAGCUGCCAAUCUCAUAUCCUCUCCCUCUUCAAAUGCUUCAUCUCUACAUAAUCUAAAUCAAUCUGACAUGUACCUUGUGCCACAACAACCUCAACAAGAACCUCAUCAUCAGCAACAACUACAACAACAGCCACAACACCAAUCGCAUUCUUCACUGAUGGAAUUGCAACAAGAAUCAGAUAUUCAACACGAACAAGAACCAUCACAACCGGUAGAUCAAGAGAAUAACUACAUCAUCGAACAAUCGCCUCAAUCCCAAUACAAUCAACCAAUGUCACCACCACCCCAACAGACCAAUAUUCAUGCUCAAGUCUCAGCACCUGUUGAAAACAGCUUCACAUCGGAUCAACCACAAGGACAUAUUCAGGAACCUACACCAGCACCAAUGCACACAACUAUUGUGCAAGAGACAAUUCAACAAACACCAGCAGCAGCAGUAGCAACAGUAAUAUCACCUACACAAAUUCCAGUACCAUUACCGAUUACUAUAACCCAUGUCCCUCCACCCCAGCUCAACGUACCACCUCCGCCGAUACCGGUUCAAUUCCGGAAUUUAGAAAAACAACACCAACAGCAACAACCACUACAUCAUCAACCAAUCACAAACGAUAGUAACAACAAUUCGAAGAAAAAGACCAACGAGGUCGCGUCGGUGGCGACUCCUGCCACCGUAGCCGUUGACAAGACCAGUGAAAUGUCCACGAAUAGCAGUAAACCAGUGCCAAAUCAGCAAUCACAGCAGCAUCAUCAAUCGCAAUGUUUUGUAAAUAGUAACAAAAGUCAGACUUCAACUGAGGAAGUCGCACGAUUACAAAGGACAGUUCAAGAAAAGCUCGUCUUCAAAGAUGACCGCCGUAACGGUCCGUAUUGGACUAAUCCAGGAUCUCAACCCCCGGCUACAACAAUCUCAUCGUUUACGUCCUCCACAACCACCAUUGUGCAGCAUAACAGUAGUCAGCAGCAGAAAAAGACAACAGCAUCGGUAUCGGUAUCAGCCAUUCCAAAUAAGGAAUACACCAGCAGUAGUAGCACCUCAUCGGGUCCAUCUGUCAUUAGUUCCACUAAGCCUUAUCAGAAAAAUACCUCGCCCGUUCCGUUCACUACUCUUGGAAUAACGUCUGCUCCUCCGUCGAUACAUAAACAACCGUUAGCACCACAGAAGUCCUACAGUUCCUCCGAGCAUCACACGGCGACCCCGGUCAACUCAGGUCCGGUUAUGGAGUCCAAAAAAGUGGAAGCAAUUCCUCAACGUGACAGCCAGAUAAAUACCCCUCUUCCACCGCCAGGUCUUCCGCCAUCUCUUUCGGUGCCACCGCCACAACGUCAGUAUACUCAGGGACAAAUGAUCGUCCAGACGCCCUACGUACCACCACCACCGGCAACGACGGCGGCUGCACCUCAGACCAAGUCCUGGGCCAGUUUGUUCAACCCAUCCUCUUCGUCUGCUACGUCUACUCCAGGACCAACAAGCAGCAUUGUUCAACCGAUUGCUACUUCAGCCCCUGUUGCACCGUCUCUAUUGGCUGCAGGUCCAGCCCUCCCAACGCCAUCUCCCUUCGCGCCAAGUUUCGUCCCUACUCAACAUCGUAGUAGUCAUUCAUCUUCGGCAUCGAAUCAGUCUGCGGACAAAACUACAGCAGCUUCUUCAUCAACAUCGAACAAACCGAUCGCCAAGGUGUCGCCUUUCGAUAAGUCCAAUAACAACAGCAACAGCGGUACUACGGCCAUGUCCUACUCGGCUGCCUCGGCCCAAGGUCUUCCAUCCGCUUCUGCUGGUCAUACGACCUCCGCAAGUGCCUCGGCAGCCAGUACCGCCAGUGCUGGCUCCAAAAACAAGAACAACGCUGCCGCCCAGGCGCAGGCCGCCGCCGCCGCUGCCAAACCCGAACAGAUAGAUGAGAACACUCUCAAGUUAGGAGAAUUCCUAAGCGCGUACCAAAUCGAAAACAACAGCAUUAGCAUCCUUCCCAGAGGACUGAUCAAUCGUUCCAACUACUGCUACAUCAAUGCCAUCCUACAGGCUCUAGUGGCAUGUCCACCGUUCUAUCACCUAAUGCGGGCGAUCCGGUCGCUACCCGCAGCCAGAAACAGUAAACACCAGAAACCGUUCAUUGACGCUAUGUCCGCUCUGGUAGAUGAGUUUUCCACUCUGCAGUUACGCUCCAAGGUACAGCGUGACAAGACGAAGAAAGACGAGACUCCGGAAAUCCAGUGCGAUUCCCCAAUGGAACCGCUGAUGAUCCACAGGAUGCUAAAUCUUCUGCGAUCGGAUAUUUUCCAAGUCGAAGGCCGUCAAGAGGACGCCGAGGAGUUCCUUGGCUGUGUACUGAAUCGGUUGAACGAUGAGAUGAUAGAGUUGAUGAAACUGAGCAAAAACGAAUCCGAUGUCAAUGGGGAUGACGCGGCCAACGGAGAGGUCCACCCCGACGACCAGGAUGAUUGGAAGGUCAUUCGCGGCAACCGGAACAAGGGUACCGUCACCCGCACGACUGACUUUGGCCGAUCACCGAUGAGUGACAUUUUCGGCGGUAAAUUGCGAUCACGUGUCCACCGCGAAGGCGACCACGCAACCGACAAUAUUCAGCCUUUCUUCACGCUGCAGCUUGACAUCGAGAAAGCCACCUCAGUGAAGGAUGCUCUGGACCUACUAGUUGGCAAGGACCAACUAGAAGGCGUGACCUGUUCAAAGACCAAGCAGGAAAUUGCUGCCUGGCAGCAGGUUACCCUGGAAGAGUUACCUAUCGUGAUGAUCCUACAUCUGAAGUGUUUUGACUACAAAAUGGAUGGAUGCACCAAAAUCCUAAAGGCGCUGGAGUUCCCGAUCGAAUUGAAAAUCGAUUCAAAACUGAUGUCCUCGAAGGGCAAAUCGUACACUGCCAAACAGAAGCAGUAUAAGUUGUUCGCGGUGGUAUAUCACGAUGGAAAGGAAGCAUCCAAGGGUCAUUAUAUCACCGACGUUUUCCACGCUGGCUACGGUAGCUGGAUUAGAUACGACGAUAGUACGGUUAAGCCCGUAUCCGAAAACAAUGUGCUGCACCCAAAAUCCCCAAGGGUACCUUAUUUGUUGUACUAUAGACGACUUGAUACGCAUUACCAUGGUUCGGCCGGAGGCGCCGGAGCUACAACGAGUGGCAGUACUGGAACUGGAGGAUCCGGUUAUGGUAGCGGAAGCAGUAGCAGCAACACAACCAGUAGUAGUAACAAUAGCAGCACCGGUGGCAAUAGCAAUUAUAGUUCUAGUGUAAAUACUGGCGGACACUACGGUGGCUCCAAAUAAGAGAAUAAGCAACGUGAAACGGUUAUACAGUUUUAUCGGUUGAAAAAUUCUAUGGUUCUGUCGAAGUGCGAGUGUAAGCGAUAGAACAUUGUACAGUAGAUCGCAACGAAAAGGACGUUUUUAUAUAGUUUAUAGUGUUAACAAUAAGCGCGUGAGUGACAACGAUUGUGUUGGGAUUUUGUGUUGGAACGUUUGUGAUUUUUUGGAUCCUCGGAUAUUUUUGGAUACGGUACAUGUGGACGUUGAAAGCAGCCCGAUAAAAUCGUAUGUGAUCAACGAAAAAAAAACAUCAAACAUAAGGGAUUAACCAUUGGUGUAAAGAAAAAAGGGAGGGGUCGAGUGUUGUUGAAAAAUUUUGUUUAUAAUUCUUAAUAUUCUCACAAAAAACUUUUUAGUUUGUUAAUCUAUUAUUAUUAUUAUUAUCAUUAUAGUAGUGAUAUCCUAUUGUUUGCUUUUUUAUGGGAUUGAGCGAUACUCUCAUUUAAGUUCCUCCUGGUAAAUAGUCCUUCUAUAGUAUAGCAAUAACGAAACAUGUUUCAUACUGAUCCGUACCAGAAGAUACGAGCAUGAAAAGGAAAGGCAUAAUGGUGAAACUGUACCUAUUUUUCAACGUGAAUGUUGGUUUGACUACAGGAAGCUUCGCAGCAUCAUUAUUUUGCUUUGAAACUAAUUUGAUCGGUCAAAGACUAUUGGUUGCGCCUCUAAGCGUUAUGUUAGACUCUUCUGCAACUUCUAAAUGUCGUUGGACGCAAUAAGCGAGAUGAUCAGCCUAUGAAACGAUCGGUCAACUCUCUUAUGGCGUUAGAAAAAAUGUUGAUAUGAGUAACGUGUUUGUUUUUUCCUUGUUAUGCUUUUCAAGCACUAAUUUGUAAUAAAAUAUUAGAUUCGUACACUUAACAAGAACCAAUUCAUACAUUUAAAAACCCUAGAACGCAUAUAAAGAAAGAGAAUGCACCCUUCUUACGGAUUAGAUAGAUAGAUUAUAGAAAGUGGAUGAAAUCCCAGUUAAAAAGCUAGCCAAAUUCGCUCCUGCAGUUGGAUGAUAACUUCCACCAAGUGUAUUGAAAACGAGCCGAACGAGUGAGUUCUGCGAUCAUCCAAUUUUUGCAACAGGAACAGAACAGUAGUUGCGGUCGAGGUAUAGGAUUUAUCCGCAGUCAAGCGAAAACGACCGGAAGCGUGUGUAAUUUACUUUCAUUGAGAAGAUUCCGCGGAGUGUUCGCAGAAUCUUAAGCUGUGUAAAUAGGUGAUUCAGUAACUAACAAAAUAAUGCAACAAAAAGUCUGUAUAUAGAAGAUAGUAAUAGAGUCUGAGGUAAAACAUUGAGUGUAGAUUUAUGUUGAUAAUGCUUAUGAACGGUGUUAAAAUGCAGCGGUCAGAUGUUUCGUAUAUAUUAAUGUUUUGAAUGAUUCGAGGUAAUUCUGGACGAUCGCGGUAGUUGAAAACUGAUUUUGACUAAUCCAGGGAAAGAUUUAGUCGCACUGAAUAGGAGAGAAGACAGCGAUAGAUAGUAUUUGUCUAGUUUUUUUGGAUCGCAAUUUAAAUUACGCACUAAGGCGCACUGCUAAUAUAUAACCACUUAAACAUUCUGGGAAUAUCUCUAGAGUUUUUCGAAUACAUUUUGAAAGAAGCAUGCUAAAUGUGGCAAAAAGGAAACCAAUAUGUGUA